Molecule: messenger RNA, 2139 nt
Organism: Cricetulus griseus (Chinese hamster)
Lineage: Eukaryota; Metazoa; Chordata; Mammalia; Rodentia; Cricetidae
Source: RefSeq, a predicted model, not a curated record
AUGAGGCUCCUUGUGGCUGCCCUCUUGCUAUCUUGGGCUGCUGCUCCCCCCGCCGCAGUACCUGUGGUACCCUGGCGUGUGCCCUGCCCUCCUCAGUGUGCCUGUCAGAUCCGGCCCUGGUACACACCCCGAUCAUCCUACCGCGAGGCCACCACUGUGGACUGCAAUGACCUCUUCCUGACGGUAGUUCCCCCAGGACUCCCUGCGGGCACACAGACCCUGCUCCUGCAGAGUAACAGCAUCAGCCGGAUAGACCAGACUGAACUUGCCUACUUGACCAACCUCACAGAGCUGGAUCUGUCCCAGAACAGCUUCUCAGACGCCCGAGACUGUGACUUCCAGGCCCUGCCUCAGCUGCUGAGCCUACAUCUAGAAGAGAACCAGCUAAGCCGGCUGGAGGAUCACAGCUUUGCUGGGCUGACCAGCCUGCAGGAACUCUAUCUGAACCAUAACCAGCUGUGCCGUAUCGCCCCCAGGGCCUUUGAAGGCCUUGGCAACCUGCUGCGACUGCACCUCAACUCUAACCUGCUUAGGACCAUCGACAGCCGCUGGUUCGAGAUGCUGCCCAGCUUGGAAAUCCUCAUGAUUGGUGGCAACAAGGUGGAUGCCAUCUUAGACAUGAACUUCCGACCCCUGGCCAACCUGCGCAGCCUGGUGCUGGCAGGCAUGAGCUUGCGGGAGAUCUCAGACUAUGCUCUGGAGGGACUGCGGAGCCUGGAGAGUCUCUCUUUCUAUGACAAUCAGCUGGCCCAGGUGCCCAAGCGGGCAUUGGAGCAGGUUCCUGGGCUCAAGUUCCUAGACCUGAACAAAAACCCACUGCAGCGGGUAGGGCCCGGAGACUUUGCCAACAUGCUGCACCUCAAGGAGCUAGGACUGAACAACAUGGAGGAGCUGGUCUCCAUCGACAAGUUCGCCUUGGUGAACCUUCCUGAGCUGACCAAGCUGGACAUCACCAAUAACCCACGGCUUUCUUUCAUCCAUCCCCGAGCCUUCCACCACCUGCCCCAGAUGGAGACCCUUAUGCUCAACAACAACGCUCUCAGUGCCUUGCACCAGCAGACAGUGGAGUCACUGCCCAACCUACAGGAGGUGGGGCUCCACGGCAACCCCAUCCGCUGCGACUGUGUCAUCCGCUGGGCCAAUGCCACGGGCACCCAUGUCCGUUUCAUCGAACCGCAGUCUACCCUGUGUGCUGAGCCUCCAGACCUCCAGCGCCGCCCAGUCCGGGAGGUGCCAUUCCGGGAGAUGACAGACCACUGCCUGCCCCUCAUCUCUCCCCGCAGCUUCCCCUCCAGCCUGCAGGUGGCCAGUGGAGAGAGCAUGGUACUUCACUGUCGGGCACUGGCUGAACCAGAGCCUGAAAUCUACUGGGUCACUCCAGCUGGAGUUCGACUGACACCUGCUCAUGCAGGCAGGAGGUACAGGGUGUUCCCUGAGGGGACCCUAGAGUUGCGGAGGGUGACAGCAGAAGAGGCAGGGCUAUAUACCUGUGUGGCCCAGAACCUGGUCGGGGCUGACACUAAGACAGUUAGAGUUGUGGUUGGCCAUGCUCCCUCCCAGUCAGGCAGGGACAAGGGACCAGGACUGGAGCUCCGUGUGCAGGAGACACACCCAUAUCACAUCCUGCUGUUUUGGGUGCCGCCACCCAACGUAGUCUCCACCAAUCUCACCUGGUCUAGCGCCUCCUCCCUCCGGGACCACGAAGCCACUGCUUUGGCUCGACUUCCCCAGGGCACCCACCGCUACAACAUUACCCGCCUCCUUCCGGCCACAGAGUACUGGGCCUGCCUGCAAGUGGCCUUUGCCGAUGCCCACACCCAGUUGGCUUGUGUUUGGGCCAGGACUAAAGAGGCCUCUCCUUGCCACAGAGCCCUGGGGGACCGGCCUGGGCUCAUAGCCAUCCUAGCUCUUGCUGUCCUCCUGUUGGCAGCUGGGCUUGCGACCCACCUUGGCAGAGGCCAGCCCAAGCAGGGGGUGGGUGAGAAGCCUCUCCUUCCAGUCUGGGCUUUCUGGGGCUGGAGCACCCCCUCUGUCCGAGUAGUGUCUGUACCCCUUGUCCUGCCCUGGAAUCCAGGGAGGAACCCACCCAGAGGCUCAAGUGAGGAGACGGUGUCACCACCGUUGUCUCAACAUUCCUGA